Molecule: messenger RNA, 1173 nt
Organism: Symbiodinium sp. CCMP2592
Lineage: Eukaryota; Dinophyceae; Suessiales; Symbiodiniaceae
Source: the annotation of a GenBank genome assembly
AUGCACUCUGAAGCCGGGGACACGUCUGCAGAAGUGAAUCAUCAGCAGGGUAUGAGCCCAACGCUGCGUGUACUGGAAGGAGAAGACAAUGGCCCUGCAUAUCAAGAUGCAGGGAGACCGCUGCGCCCCGCUGAAAAUGGUCACGAGCAGAAUGAUGUUGCUGGAAUGCCCAACGGGGUUCCCAGAACGUUUCCCGCUCCGCAUCGUGAUGAUCCUGGAGUGGAAACCCCUCAAGUGGCACAGCAUAUGGCUUCAGAAGGGAGCAGAGCAGCAUCGGAUGGGCUGCGUCAGCUUCCUGUGGAGGGAACAGCAGCCGUACAAGGACUCCAGGUCCCUGACAUGAUGAUUGGGGAGAAUCUACCUGGAGAUCAAAUUCGCAAUGGAGCCCCUGGUGCUCCUCAGUUACCUUUUUUUCCGCAAUUCGUGCCAUCUCCUCUACCGGGACAGUCACCUGUUGAUCAAGGGAGGACAGCGCCUCGUGCAGGCUCGUGGUUCUCUCGCCUUGGUGACUAUAUCCAGAAGCGGGUUGAGGUCACAGCUUGGACAGCACCCCCGUCAGCAGCCUCUCCUGAGGUUCAUGGUACAUGGCAUAACCAGAGCCAGGUACAGACGAUGAUGAUGGCUUCGCCGUCCAGGUCGGAGCAUCGCCCCGCCUCAGUAUCAAGUGGAUCGGGCGGGAUACCUCAGGAGAUGGUGCAAGCCGAAGUGACUAGACAACUGGAUGCGGCUAUGAGCGAGGUGAUGGCGCGACUGUCGGCAGAGAGGCAGCGGACAGAACAGGCUAAUAUGGAAGCUCAGCGACUACGAGCACAGCUGGAGCGAUAUGAGUUGCGGAUGCAAGCGCCAAUCAGGGAGAAUGUUGCAGAGCAGAACAAAGUCCAGGUCACAGUCUCCAGGACCACGUGCGUUUUUCCAAGGUUUGUCCAGAUCUUCCGCGGCCACCGGUCCUACCUCCUUUACAACCACCAAUUGCUCCUUCAGAGGGAGCCAAGGCGCCUGGAUCCGUUGAAGGUAAUCUACUUGCUACUCUCGCUAGAGGCAUUGAGUCGCUACUUCAUCAACAACAAGUUCAGGCUACAAGGGUUGACAGACCAGAAACAGUCAAGCCUGGUGUAUCGCAGCUCCCCGAACUCCCGGAGUACCAGCCAAGCACAGGAUCCAUUGACCUUUUGA